UGGAGUGACAUUUAUAGUUUGAAGUUUUGAAUUCGAUUAUUUUUAACACAUCACAAACAAAGGGUACGUUUUCUGAAUUACAUAUUAAUUUUUUAGACACACAUUCAAUUUAUUUUUGAAAAAUGCCUUUACUCGAUAUAACAAAUCCCGCGGUCAUCAUAUUCCUGAUCGAAAAUUAUGAGAAAGAAAACCGGUUACGACUUAACUGGAUCCACAAGAAUUGGGAACAGAUUCAGCAAGCCGCUACACUCACUAGAGAGCCUACUAACUACUUCGAGACUGAUGUCAUAGCCCACGGCAUGGUUGAGGGCUUGCCGACUAUAACAAGAGAUCAUAUUGUAGCGGGCAACAACAGACGCAAAGUGCCUAUACGUGACGGAACCUUCAUACCUGGUGUUAAACAUCUCCGACAUGGGCACUCCAUAGUCGACGUAGGUCUCGGUGAUCCGAAAGAGGAUCCUAGACUCGCAAAGCCCGACGACGAUCUAACUGCUGAUCCAAUAAUGCGUCCAGUUGAUCCCGAAGUAAAAGGCGUGAUAUACAAACCUAAACCGGAGUUUGGAAGAGAGCAGUAUUUGGUAAAGCGCAGCAGAAUUGCGCCGGAGAAAAAAUACUAUUUCGCUGAAAGCACUGGUUUCGAGUACGGAUGGCGUCUCAAAGAUAGUGAGUUGCGUCAGAAGCCGGUUUACGGAAGGUGCUGGCAUCUAACUAGGGCUUUGCGCAGUCGAGUUGGUCCGCAACCAGAUCCACCGCAUUACAAGCCUUCGGAACCUCCGGGCGCAAAUAAAUGUACUGGUAUUUAGAUAGAUGGCACUAUUCGAGAGUACACGACACACGACAUCAUUUAUAGACCUGUAAAUCUAUUAGUACCUAACCUAUACAUAUAGCCAAUUAGCCACAUAUAGCUAUUAUUUUCUUUUGGUAGGUAAUGAAAUGUGACAUAUUACCGAUGAUAGAAUCUGAAAUAAAUGAUCAGUGACAUACCUUGCAUACGCUCGAGAUUUUUGCUACAUUUCAGUUACUCUAUUGUAAUAAAUUUCAUUUUCUUGAAUA
Molecule: messenger RNA, 1053 nt
Organism: Maniola jurtina (meadow brown)
Lineage: Eukaryota; Metazoa; Arthropoda; Insecta; Lepidoptera; Nymphalidae
Exons: 1
Coding region: 123-803 (226 amino acids)
Source: RefSeq, a predicted model, not a curated record